Molecule: messenger RNA, 5903 nt
Organism: Oncorhynchus tshawytscha (Chinook salmon)
Lineage: Eukaryota; Metazoa; Chordata; Actinopteri; Salmoniformes; Salmonidae
Exons: 6
Coding region: 1934-4876 (980 amino acids)
Source: RefSeq, a predicted model, not a curated record
AUUAUGCCCCUAGUAUUAUGCCCCUGGUAUUAUGCCCCCUGGUAUUAUGCCCCCUGGUAUUAUGCCCCCUAGUAUUAUGCCCCCUUUUACCAUGCCGCCUGGUACCAAGCCUCCCUUCCCACACCCCCCUGGGUAUCCACCCUACCUCAGCGCGCCACCACAUUACUCUAAUAGCACAGCAGCCUCAAGCCAGACAUACGCAUACACACAGGCUGCUAGAAACCUCCAGCUAUCAUCUUCUCAGCCUGCCAUUAACCACCAGUUAGCAUAUAUCCCACUCCCAUACAACCAGCCCUCUGGCACCUUCCAGCAGCUAAACACCAAGUCCACUGGCAACCUGCUCCAGCUCAUGAACCUCCAACUCCCAAACAGCAAGCCCGCUAGCACCCGCCAGCUUACGUACAUUCAGCCAGCUAGCAACCCCCAGGUCAAAUCUAUCCAGCCUGGUGGGACCCGGCAGCUUAAAUACAUUCAGCCCACUAGCAACCCCCAGAUCACAUCUACCAAGCCCGCUAGCACCCGCCAGCUUACAUACAUCCAGCCUGCUACCAAUCCCCAGGUCACAUCUACCCAGCCCGAUAGCACCCGCCAGCUUACAUACAUCCAGCCUGCUAGCAAUCCCCAGGUCACAUCUACCCAGCCCGAUAGCGAACUCAAGUUCACAAGCACGGCUGUACUGACGCCAGCACUGAAAGUGUUGACCCCAGGCCCCAUCUCCUUGAACAAGGCCCAACAACUGAAGGAGCUGUCACCCCCCCGCUGUCUGCAUUACGUUAAGACGGUGGUGCCCAAGGGCAGCAAACGCCGCAUGAGACGGUCAAGAGUCACGAGAAACAGGCAGGCGCUUGAAGAAAGGUGUAAUAAAUACAAGAAAGAGGUUCUGAGAAAGAGGAGAAUAUAUCGAGAUCUCCAAGGGAAGAGAGAUGGACUGAUUGCAAGAGCUGCAGCGAAAGUGGCAGCUCGGUUAGCUGCAAAGUACCCCAGGGCCCUCUCUGAAGCGGAGGCAGAGAGCGAUGUUGAAGGGGAGAAAAAAACAAUGCCUGAAGAAGUGAUUAAGGGGAAACUAAAGAAGAAGCUUGAAGAGUUCAACCUGAAGAUGAAGCGGAAAUCGACGCAACAAACACCAACAUAAACUCAAAGGCAGUUUGUUAUCUUCACUUGGCAUCAUGAGCUCAUCUCCCACUAGAAUAGAACCUGCUGCUGACCCAUCCAGACCCUAUGGACAUUAGUUGGCUUACAUUGUUACCUAUCAUCCAUUUAUUGAUUUAUAAUGAUGCUAACAAAGGAUUUGUUAUCUUUGAGCCACAUCCUUUAAGGCAACAUUGAAGAAUAUUUUUCAGUGUAUAUUCAGAUUGGAUUUAUAUGUAGUAGCAUGGGUACGGUCAGGGGCUUUUCUUGAAAAUAUGAUCUGACUUGCAAAAAUGAUUCCCUAUAUAGGCUUUUAGCUUUAAUUAGGGCCUGGAGAUUUUCCUAGGCUGGUCAUUUGGUCAGGAAAAACUCUUAACCCAUUUCUGUGGAUCUUCUUUCACUGUGUAUAUAUACAAAUAAAGAGUUAUUUUAUUUAUUUAUUUUUCUCAAAAAGUAACUUCAAAAUGGAAGUCAUGCUGAUGAUCUAAACUAUGCUCCACACUCCGUCCUGUUGGUGGCAGUAUUGGAAUUUGAAUCAUAACAAGGUGGGAAAAAAUCUUCAGAAGCAGGUACAGCAGAAAAUAAAAUAGUCUUUGUCCUUGGCUAGCUAGAUCGUUGCUUUUGUACUAGCUAAUAUAUGCAUUUUUAUGCAAUUGCGUGGAACUUGUUUGACGCCUCAAAAUCUAAAAUGACAUGGCGAACAUAAUGAGAUGGUACCCUCUUUAAGGCCUAAGACGAGCGCGGGUGAGGUUGCAGACGAGUGAACCUGAAGAGUCAUCCCAGCUCAGACACGCUGGAAGAUAAUAUGCCAAAUGGAACCAGAGAGUUACAGUCUGGUGCUUCCUCUGCUAUGAGCUACAUUAUGGAUCCCUCUGCCAGAGACUGGAGCAAAGGCUCAUUGAGGGGUAGCAGUGCUCCCUUCUCCCCAGACACAGAUGGGGACGUUGAUGGAGACCCUGUGCAGCCCAGUGUGGACCUGGAACUCGCUCGUAAGAAGAAGGAGCUGGAGGUCAUAGAGGAGAAGAUAGCUCACAAGAAAGCUGUUCUUGCUACACGACAGCUUAAACACAGAGCUAAGGACAUGCCUAAAAAACAGACUGCAUCCACAACAGUGAAGGGCAUCACUAAACAGACCAAGAUAAACAAUACAAUAUUCAAAACAUACAACCAGGUCACCGACAAGUCGUCACGCAUAUGCCUACCUCUUAAACGGAGGGUGCUGGACAUUCUACGUAAGUUCAGAAGAACACCGGUACGGCACCUACUGCGUAAGACGAAGAAACAAAACAAGAUGCGAGCAUUGGAGCUGAUGAUUAGCUCUCCCCUAGAAAAUGAAGAGGCCCAUCCUCUGAGACUGAGAGUGAAGGUUUUAAUGAACCAGCGACGCUCUCCCAACAAUGAGGUGGUUCCUGAUGAUAAACAGCAUAAUCCAACCAUUCAGAGGCCAGUUCACUCACUCAGGACACAGGAGAAAGACAUAGCAGCCACAGGCUUCCAGCGCUUCCUCAAUGUCCUCAAUGAAGGUGUGGACCUCAACAAGCUCUCAAAGAUAGUCAACGACGAAAAUGAGCUACUCAUUGUGGGCGAGGAGCUACCACAAGUUUGUCUGACUCUGCCCGAGGGUCAUGUUGACUCCAGCAGUAGAUCCAAGUCUUCUCCAGUUGAGGAGAAGAAGGUGAGGCUUGAGGAUGAGCACCGGUACGAGCAGAUGCAGACCCUGCUGGAGAUCGUUGGGCUGGACUUGGGGGUUGAGGAGUUGGGUCGGCUGACAGACAGGACCAAUGAUAGGCUGUAUGGGAAGAUGGGAGACUUGAAAAGGAAGGAGUUCGAGAAUGAGAAGGGAAAAGAGAAAAAGGAGAGCGAGCCCUCAUUUAAACAUCUUAGUACUUCCUCAUUACCAUCAGACAGCGCCAGCCCCCUUCUAAACCAGCACUCAAACAUGACCGUUGAAUACAGCAGCUCUAGUAACAGGGUAUGGGACAUGGACAGAUCUGAGAGGGACAGAUCUGAGAGGGACAGAUCUGAGAGGGACAGAUCUGAGAGGGACAGGCACCGACACUCUGGUACCAGAGACAAGGACAGAGAGAGGGAGGAGGAUAUAGUCAGAGAAAUGGAGAGAUCUGAGAGAGAUGGGCACAGAGAGGACAGAGCCAGAGAAGGGGACAGUCCUACGAGAGAGAGAUCCAGGCAAAGAUGCUCUAGUACCAGAGACAAGGACAAAGUCAGAGAAAGGGACAGAUCUGAGAGAAACCGAAAGGGAGACGGGCACAGACACUCUAGUACCAGAGAGAGAGACAAGGACAUACCGGUAGUCAGAGAAACAAACAGAUCAGAAAGGAACAGAGAUAAAGACGGGGACAGAGACCCAGAGAAGGACCGGGACAGAUCUAGGAGAGACAGGGGCAGAUACAGAUCUGAGAGAGACGGGGACAGAGACCCAGAGAAAGGCAGGGACGGAGGCCGAGAGAAAGACCGGGACAGAGUGAGAGACCGGGACAAAUACAGAUCUGAGAGAGACAGAAACCGAGCGAUAGACAAGGAUAUAGAAAGGUGGCUGCAAAGGACCAAAGACGGAGACAACCGUUCUAGGACCAGUGACUGGGACAGCGAGAGCGACUGGAACAGCCACUGUAGUACUAGAGACUGGGACAGAGAGAGAUCUGAGAGGGAUAGGUAUGGGGAUGAGUCCAGGGAAAGCUCCAUUGAGCUCUACUCAUACUCCAUGGACCCUAUAUUCCCUGUUUCUCAUCCUCAUGCGUUUAUGAUGGCAAACUACUCCCCCACCCAGUACUCUCAGUAUAUGGCGUACCACAGCAGCCCCUACACCAUGGCCUUCCCUCCAGGGUGGGGUUAUCCCCCUGGUAUUAUGCCCCCUGGUAUUAUGCCCCCUGGUAUUAUGCCGCCUGGUAACAUGCCGCCUGGUAACAUGCCGCCUGGUAACAUGCCGCCUGGUGUUAUGCUCCCUGUUACCAUGCCACCUGGAAUCAUGCCAGCUGGUGCCAUGCUGCCUAUUAACAAGCCCCGCCUACCUAAUCCCCCUGGGUAUCCACCCUACACCAACUUCCCCCCAUAUUACUCUAAUGGCACCACAGCCUUAAACCAGACAUACACCAAGCCUGCUAGCAACCUCCAGCUCUCAUCUACCCAGCCUGCUAGCAACCUCCAGCUCUCAUCUACCCAGCCUGCUAGUAACCUCCAGCUCUCAUCUACCCAGCCUGCUAGCAACCUCCAGCUCUCAUCUACCCAGCCUGCUAGCAACCUCCAGCUCUCAUCUACCCAGCCUGCUAGCAACCUCCAGCUCUCAUCUACCCAGCCUGCUAGCAACCUCCAGCUCUCAUCUACCCAACCUACUAGCAACCUCCAGCUCACAUCUACCCAGCCUGCUACUAGCAACCUCCAGUUCACAUCUACCCAGCUUGCCAGCACUGCAGCAGUCUUGCCCCUCCUACGUAACCCCCCCAUUUGUCACAAGAAACUAGCUCCCUGGUAUAAAGAAAAUAACAAAGCCCUGAAGCAAGUUUGCCGACAAAUGGAACGGAAAUGGCGCUCCACCAAUUUGGAAGUCUUCCGACUAGCUUGGAAAGACAGUAAAGCGCAAUAUCGAAAAGCCCUCAAUGCCGCUCGAUUAGCCUACUUUUCCAAACAGAUUGAGGAGAAUAAAAACAAUCCAAAAUGUAUUUUUGAUACUGUUGACAAGCUAACUAAAAAGCAGCAUUCUCCAAGUGAGGAUGGCCUUCACUUCACCUAAGCAGUUACAUCCUGCCUGGUUGGCCCUGUCUGGGGGUAUCUUCGGACUGGGCCACAUUGUCUAAGCACUGGGUUCUGUCUAAGCCCUUUGUGACAUUUACUGAUGAAAAAGGGCUUUAUAAAUAAAUUCAUUUGAUUGGUUGGUCUUAACUCAGAGAUACACAUACACCCAGCCCUCUAGCAACUGCAAGGAAAAGAGACAGAAGCAUGCAGAAGCCGUAGCGAAAGUGAAAAGAAUAAACAUGUAAGAGACAGAAAUAUGCAGAAGAUGUAGUGAAAGUAUCCUGUCAGAUGGUGACAAAGAAGUCCCCCUCUGAACCAGGGUGAAUGAAGAAAGCAAAGGGGGUAAACAAUAUAUUCUUCACAGGUAUUUUCAUGAAGAGUUAUCAAAAUCAUCAAAGGAAGCGUAUGUGUAAGAGGAAACGGCUUUUGAAGAGGCGGAAUGAGGCUCACCAGCUCAAAAUAAAGUGAUUGCUAGCAGAAGCAGCAGGGAAAGUGGCUCCUCGGGUGGCUGUUAAGGAUUUCCCCUUUGGAGAGGAGCACAAGAUCCAGAAGGAGUAACAAUGAUCGAUGGGGAGAAACUACAUGCUGACACUGUAGAAGAAGUGGUCCCUAAGAAGCUAGAUUUGUAAUGACACUAGCAAAGGAUUUGUUAUAGUUUAACCUCAUCCUUCAAAGCUUCAUGUUGAAGCUAUUUCCAGUGUAAUGUUUUGUAUUGUAUGUGGUAUGGGUAGGGCCAGUGGUCUUUCUUUACUAUUAUAUCUGCUCAGCAAACGCAUUUUCUCUCCCGUUAUAAACCAAAUCAUAAGGGCGUGGAGUUUACUUGAUCUGGUCAUGUGGUUAGGAAAGACCCCUGGCCCUGGGCAUAGUACAUGUGUGUCAAUGCAAUGAAAAGACCAUUGAUGACAUGCUUGCAAGUUCUCAUGCCUGAUAUCAAGAAAACUGCCCGUGUUUCAUUCCCCCACCUCAGUCUAUAGAUCAUCUUUUACUUUGUAUAUAUUUAAUUGAAUAAAAGAUUCUGUCUAAUA